Abrus precatorius (Indian licorice) is the source of this 1969-nucleotide messenger RNA. RefSeq names its product transcription initiation factor IIF subunit alpha. The record is from RefSeq and is a predicted model, not a curated record. Gene Ontology annotation, biological process: transcription initiation at RNA polymerase II promoter; positive regulation of transcription elongation by RNA polymerase II. NCBI's taxonomy places the organism in Eukaryota, Viridiplantae, Streptophyta, Magnoliopsida, Fabales, Fabaceae. The transcript has 9 exons. Gene Ontology annotation, molecular function: DNA binding; TFIIF-class transcription factor complex binding; RNA polymerase II general transcription initiation factor activity. Gene Ontology annotation, cellular component: nucleus; transcription factor TFIIF complex. The coding region runs from base 138 to 1763 and encodes 541 amino acids.
AUGGCUGCUUCGUAAUUCUGCCAGCAGAAGCUAAUAAAAAAUUCUGAACUGAACUCUGAAACGGGAACCCUAGAACUUGUGUUUUUGUCGGAAUCGGUAAACAUUGUCUCUGGUUUUUGGUUUUGAGACGCCGAGGAAUGUCGACGGACCUGCAAUUGAAGUCGAGUUGUAGCGGAUGCGGAUCAACCACCGACCUCUAUGGAAGCAAUUGCAAGCACAUGACUCUGUGCCUGAGCUGCGGCAAAACUAUGGCAGAGAACCGCGCCAAAUGCUUCGAUUGUGGCGCCGUCCUCACUCGAUUGAUUCGAGAGUAUAACGUUCGUGCAAGUUCUGCCAAUGACAAAAACUACUUUAUUGGAAGAUUCGUGUCUGGUUUGCCUGAUUUUUCGAAGAAGAAAAGUGCUGAGAAUAAGUGGUGUCUGCAGAAGGAUGGACUUCACGGACGCCAAAUUACUGAUGCUUUGCGGGAGAAAUACAAGAACAAGCCUUGGCUCUUGGAGGACGAAACAGGUCAGUCCCAGUUCCAGGGUCAUCUAGAAGGUUCACAAUCGGCUACAUAUUACCUGCUGAUGAAGGAAAAGAAGGAGUUUGUUGCCAUUCCUUCUGGUUCUUGGUAUAACUUUAACAAGGUAGCCCAAUAUAAGCAAUUGACUUUGGAGGAAGCAGAAGAGAAGAUGAGGAAUAGAAAGAAAACUGCAGAUGGAUAUCAAAGAUGGAUGAUGAAAGCAGCAAAUAAUGGGCCUGCUGCAUUUGGUGAACAUGGGAAGCUUGAUGAGAAGGAAAGCAACCCAGGUGGUGGGAGAAGCAGCCGAAAAAAAACUGGUGAGGAUGAAGAAGGUCAUGUAUCUGAUAAAGGAGAGGAGGAUGAAGAGGAGGAAGCAGACAGGAAGAAUAGACUUGGACUAAAUAAAAGAAGUGGUGAUGAUGAUGAAGAAGGGCCAAGGGGAGGGGACCAUGAUUUAGAUGAUGAUGAUGUUGAGAAGGGUGAUGAUUGGGAGCAUGAAGAGAUUUUCACCGAUGAUGAUGAAGCUGUUGGCAAUGAUCCUGAGGAAAGGGAGGAUUUGGCUCCUGAAGUUCCUGCUCCUCCUGAAAUCAAGCAGGAUGAGGAGGAGGAGGAGGAUGAAGAUAAUGAAGAGGGGGGAGGUCUGAGUAAAUCUGGGAAAGAGCUGAAGAAGCUGCUUGGGAGAGCUAGUGGUAUGAAUGAAUCUGAAGUAGAGGACGAUGAUGACGAUGAUGAUGAAAUGGAUGAUGAGGCUGGUGUUCCUCCUGUGAAUGCUACGAAGCAGAAGGAUGCCCCUAAGGAAGAACCUGUUGACAACAGCCCAUCAAAACCAACAACAGGACCUGCUCGUGGAACACCUUCUUCUUCAAAGACUUCAAAGGGGAAGAGAAAAUUAAAUGAAGAAGCAAAACAAUCUAAUGGUGCACCACCAAAGAAGGUGAAGGCAGAAAAUGAACCAAAAUUGGCUGCCAAAGAUGUAAAUGGUUCUGCAUCUAAAAGUAGUGCACCUCCAAAAGGUACACCUCCAUCAUCAUCUAAGGCUGGGUCUUCCACCACAGCUUCUGGACCUGUGAGUGAGGAUGAAAUUAGGGCUGUUUUAAUUCAGAAGACUCCUGUAACCACACAGGAUCUUGUUGCUAAAUUUAAGGCAAGACUACGAUCUUCAGAGGAUAAGCAAGCAUUUGCUGAGAUUCUUAAGAGAAUAUCUAAGAUACAGAAGACUACAAAUGGAUCCAGUUAUGUUAUCCUGCGAGAUAAGUGACAAUGUAUGCCGCUAUGAUUGGUUCUGACGGAGGAUGCCAGCAUUAAAUUUAAAUGAAGUUAAUAUAUAAAUAUAUAUUUUCACAUUUUGGGUACCAUCUUCGAGAUGCUACGACUAUUGAUUUAGUAAGCUAGUGUCCUUUAUGACUUGUAUAACAAAUCUUAAUCAUGGUCACAAGAGUGAAAUGAAAAUUAUAAAGGUUUUAU